AUGUUCCGCAGGUUACUGGACGAGUUCUGGGACACGGCGAAUCCCUACACGAGGCACUCGGAGGAUGUGACUCCGGAGGAGGCGAAAAAGCAGGCGAGUUUCGAGUCCUUCGACUACUACAAACCGUACCCGUCCAUGUACAUGAAACACCUUCGUGCACAUUACGCUGGGCGUGCGACGGCCACUUCUAGAAGUAGCGGGGCGGGCACCACAACUGCGACGACGACGACGACGACGACGACGACAAGUAAUGAUACUAAUAAUACGAGUUCGCCGCCUCUGAAGGAUGCGGUGGCGGUGGAUAUUGGCGACACGUUAGCUUCCAACCUUGAUGCGGCCAGGUUGACGGUGAUGAACACGGUCAAGAAGUACGAUUCUGAUGAGCGCAAUGAGGCCUUGCGAUGGAUCUUACACGUUAUUAUUGCCAUUUCUGUUGGUGUUUUGGCAACGAUCAUUUCGUACACGGUGGAGUUUGUGGAUGAUUACCGUGCAGCUCAGCUUUACAAUCUGAUCAGGGCACAUCCCGUGAUUGGUCGCUUUACUGGUUACCUUUUCUCCAUUGGUGUCUCCAUAGCGCUUGUCGUGGUGGCGGCAGCCGUAGUUGUGUUUCUUGAGCCAGCUGCGGCGGGUGGCGGCAUACCGGAUGUUAUCGCGUAUCUGAAUGGGGUGCAUGUGCCCAAGGCAAUGAAUCUUCGCACCUUUUUGGCAAAGAGCAUAUCUUGUAUGUGUGCGGUGGCUGGCGGAUUACCGGUGGGGCUUGAGGCACCAUUGAUUCAUCUUGGCGCCAUUGCGGGGGCGGGAGUGACGCAGGGACGUAGCCGCACCCUGGGGUGUCAGACGAAACUCUUCCAGGCAUUCCGGAACAAUAAGGACCGACGCGACUUCAUCACGGCAGGAGCAGCGUGCGGCGUCAGCGCCGCGUUUGGGGCACCUAUUGGUGGCUUACUCUUUGUGAUGGAGGAGGUCUCUAGCUUCUGGGACCACAGUGCAAGUGGGCAGAUUUUUCUCGCCACGAUGAUUUGCUUCACGACGAUCAGCAUGAUUCGUUCCAUCCUGGAGGAUCAGCAGCUGCUGGGGUGGGUGUCAAAUGCGGUUUCUGUCCUUUUUGAGGUGAAUUUGACGAUUCCGCUUAACCUCUUCUCGAUCGUGCCGUCCUUUUUUCUCGGAAUCCUUUGUGGGGCGUUUGCGGCCGUCUUCACAAAAGUGAGCCUCAUGCUUGCCAAGUAUCGCCGCCGGUAUCUGCGCCCCAUCGUCUUCCGCCGCUUUGCUGAGCCUCUCGUCAUUGUCCUGCUGUACGGCACGCUCUCGUACCUGUUGGCCCUCGUGCCGGACUGCCGCCUGACGCAAGAAAUGAGUAGCGCAAACGGGACGUUUGUCUGGGGCACGGAAAAUAGUACGCGACUGUUCACCGCGACAUGUGCGAGGAAGGACGCGUAUGCGCCACUCGCAACACUUACGAUGGGCACCGGAAAAGACACAAUUCGACACCUCCUUUCACGACAAACAAUUGGUGAAUUUCCUGCAGCAUAUAUUCUUAUCUUUCUUGCACUAUACACCUUCUUUGCGUGUUGGUCAAGUGGGACGGCGGUGUCUGGUGGGUUGGUGGUGCCGAGCCUGGUCAUUGGCGCCGCCUUUGGGAGGUUGUACGGGCAGAUCUUAUGGUUUCUGGCGGCACGUGGGGCCGGCGCUGAGCGUAGUUAUAAAGCGUCACAGGCCUGGCUGGAUCCUGGUGUUUUUGCGCUGAUUGGCGCCGGCGCCUUCUUCUCUGGCACCUCCCGCAUGACGAUGUCUAUUUGCGUUAUUAUGGUAGAGCUCUCCUCUGAACUGCACUACCUGCUCCCUGUCAUGGUCGCUAUCAUCAUGUCCAAGACGGUGGCAGACUUUAUUAGUGAACCCCUUUACCACCACAUGCUGCGCCUGGACUCUGUGCCGUAUCUGCAGGCGCACCUGUUACGUCCAGGGUUUGAGCAGCUGACGGCUGCAGACGUGAUGACCUCGAAGGUGGUGACGCUUCGACUACGGGAAAAGACUUCUGUCGUGUUGAAUGCGCUGCGGCACACGACACAUCAUGCCUUUCCAGUGGUGGAGGCGGUUCAGGAGGAAAGCACUGAGGGUGCCAACGCCAAGCCAAGCGGCAUGAGAGAGGCGUUAGGGAAGGAAGGAGAGCAGCGUGUGCGGUACAAGUUUGUUGGCCUCGUUACACGUGAGGACGUGCAGAUUUAUUUGGCACUGCCUGCGCUGCAACGUGCCCGCCGCUCAAGCGAUACUUCCGAUUUGCCCGGCGCUGGUUCUAGUCUUGAGCUGCCGCCCAGUGUGCUUGCUAUCAACAAGAUGACGUGGGCCGAGUGGUUGACCCACAAGACAUCCCUGUUUUUUCUCCUAGGAAGCAAGAGGUGGUCGGAAAUAUGGGCACGAAGCAACACCGCAGAUGGCGUGAUGGAGGAAGAUCAAAUGCACUUCAGCGAGGGCAUCGACCAUGGCGGCGGUGACGACAAUUCCAGCCCGUUUUUCGCGGACGAGCGACGCCUGCCGCCAGUCCUUGACCUCUCGCUUAUUGUCAACCGCAGCCCGUGGGUGAUUCCACCGUUCUUCAAUCUGCAGAUGGCCUACCACACCUUCCGCAUGAUGGGGCUGCGACACAUGGUGGUCGUGGAUGGGGACGCCGUCGUGGGCAUUAUCACGCGAAAGGACCUCCUCGUGGACACGCUCUUACGCCGUCUGCGUGGACUUCAGGGAGAGGACAACGGCGGUGGUGGUGCAGGAAACACGCCGAUAGCGUCACCAUCGUUGCCUGAUGAGCAUGACGGAGGCAGUGGCUCACCGCGCCCGCGGGCGGAGGGUCCUCAGCCGAUGGCCGCCUCCUCUUCCCUGCCUCCGUCCCGGGUGAGCGUUCCUGAUUUGCUUUUCUUGGCAUCCGCCAGCGUCGGCGCCAGGUCUCCGGAGUAA
Molecule: messenger RNA, 2946 nt
Organism: Trypanosoma conorhini
Lineage: Eukaryota; Euglenozoa; Kinetoplastea; Trypanosomatida; Trypanosomatidae
Product: putative chloride channel protein
Exons: 1
Coding region: 1-2946 (981 amino acids)
Biological process (GO): chloride transport; transmembrane transport
Cellular component (GO): intracellular membrane-bounded organelle; membrane
Molecular function (GO): voltage-gated chloride channel activity
Source: RefSeq, a predicted model, not a curated record